Molecule: messenger RNA, 3419 nt
Organism: Sander lucioperca (pikeperch)
Lineage: Eukaryota; Metazoa; Chordata; Actinopteri; Perciformes; Percidae
Product: somatomedin-B and thrombospondin type-1 domain-containing protein
Exons: 5
Coding region: 583-1374 (263 amino acids)
Source: RefSeq, a predicted model, not a curated record
AGUGGCUGGGCCAGACUGGCAUCAGGGUCACAGUAAAUCUGCAGGGAGAGGGUAAGAAAGGAAAAAGGGUCAACAACAAUAACAGGUGAGAAAGAGGCAAGAGAGAGAGAGCGAGAGAGAACAGUAGUAGGAGGCAAAACAGCUCACCCCUCCCUUGCCCUCAUAGUCUCCUCCCGUGUGCAAUAGACUGGAGGGAGGUGCUCAGCUAGGAACAGGGAGAGAGACACCAACUCUGAGGAAGAGGACGCACACACAAUAUGAGAGACAUGGGAGUCUGAUCAGAGCUGGGAUGGGUCAUUCUGUACUGUAGUUUGCUCUGCAGACCUGUUUCUGGAGGGAAACAGAGGGGCUGGACACAGGAGACGGACACAGGAAUUCCAGGUCACAAGGGCUCCUGUGGCAGAGCACAGUCUUGUCUGGGCUGGUAUUCCAACCUCUACCCUCACGGUCAUGAGUGUGACAGACAUAGUGUAGGACCAGGGAAUGAAUAAUUCUAUUAAGAAAAGGAGAGUGGUAAGUUAAAUAUUAGGGCAACUAAGAGGCUAGUGUUUUACUUCAGGGGUCUGACCUGACCCCAUCAGAAUGGGAUCCUCUGUUGAGUUUGCCUGUUUGCUGCUGGUGGUUUCCACUCUGGGAAAGAACCACUUGGUGUCUGGGGGUUGUGCAGGGAAGUGCUGCCGGAGCAGAGACUUGAGCUGUCUGAACACUGACUGGAGGAUGGACCGCGUGUAUGGAACAUGCUACUGCGACAUGGGCUGCGUCAGGACCAAGGACUGCUGCUUCGACUACUUCACAGAGUGCCCAGCUCAGGACUGUGCUGUGAGCGACUGGAGCUUUUGGAGCGGCUGUGCCAAGCCCUGCCGGCCUUCAGUGCGAGUCCGUGUCCGUCACAUUGAGCAACAGCCCAGUAACAGCGGAGAGCCCUGUCCCAGCCUGGAGCAACAAGCCGGCUGCAGGGAGUACAGAGACCACCAGGGCCGCCACUGUGGACUCAACUCAGGCCCUGCAUUUAUCACCAGCAUGGAGUUUGGCAAGGGAAGGCCCAAGCAUGACAACUAUGGAAACCCCCUAGACCCGGGGUUCUGUGUGGAAUUCACACUGGAGUCCCGGACGCCCCACUGUACAGUGGAGAACCGGCCACACACACACUGGAUGCGCUACAUAACAGAAGGCUUUAAAGUGUGUGUGGUGUGUGAACCUCCUGCCAUGCGAAACAAUAGCGGCAGCUGCCAAGGAGACGGUCUGGAAUCAGAGAAAGAAGAUUUGCUCCACUGGCAGGCGGUGGGGAACCAUCAGUGCAGGGGGACAUGGAAGAAGAUCCAGAAAACCCAGCAGUGCAACUGUCCACCACAACACAGCUUUGUCUUUAUCUGAUCCAAACAAAGCACCACAGAACAUCGCCUGAUGUUCAGAAUACCCUUUUCACAGCCAAGCUCCCCUCAUCACUGAAAUAUUUUGUUCAGAUCAGACGCUUCACUACUGCAGGCUUUCAACACGAAGAAGAGACUUAAGACUCGAGACUUGACGGUGGUGCAAUGCAAAUAUAUCUCUAAUAAAUAUGCUACACAUUGAUUUAUAAGCAUGUUCAAAACACUGCAAUCACCAUGCACAUUUCCAUUGUUGUGUAACUUUGCAGCACAUGAUGUGAAGACAAUGUAACUUGUACAGUAUUUCAACUUUUUAGCACACAUUGAGUACCUAUCAAAGUUGAUUUUGUAUUUUUUUUAUUGUAACAAACUUUAUUCGUUUUUAAGCAAUUUUCAGGCAAUAAUAACCUUAAAUUAUAACAAUAUUCUAAAUUCUUUACAUGGGUGACCUAUCAAAGAGGCAACGCUAACAGCCCAGUUUAUUGUUCUGUGUUGAGUGCCCUCUGGUGGUAUUACUUUUCUUUUGGUGCAAACAGAGCAGCAGCAAAGCACAACACACCCACAACAUGAAGGAUCAAUUUCAACAGUUUAGCCAAUGGACGGAAAGGUUAAAUGAGUGAGGAAGCUAAUCCCUUGUUUCAUUCACAGGAUCGGCUACACUGUACAAGUUAGAGGGGCACACUUACAGAUUUUGUAAACUAUUAAAUGUAUCCUAUCAUAGAAGGCAAUGCAUAUACGUAGGCCAAUUAAUACUUCUGUGUUGAGUGCCCUCAAGUGGUCUCUAGCAGCAACACACUGAUAACCAAAAGCGAGAUCUUCAGCAAUUAAGCUAUGGGCUGAUAAGAGUUAAAUCCAUAUUUUAAACUCUCCAUCUUCAGCCUACUUUAUGUGACUUCAUUAGAACUCUCCAGCGGUCUUUGAGCAUGGUGCCAGUGCGUCCUUCAAAGUCAUAAUCCAUUAAUAUGUGAGACCACUUCCCCUGGCCGUGGUGUUUAACUCCAUCCUCGAGGUAUUUGUCCAGCUGGGGUGUCCAUUUCUAAACAAAGUAAAACAUAAGGAAUUAAAGGCAGAGUCCAGAAUCGCAUACUUUUUCUUUUUUACUUUUGGGACAUACUACUUCAUCAUAACAUUGCGCCUUCAACUUUGGCCCUCUUCCUCAUACUGUAUAUGCUGCGUAAAGGAUAAGCAUGCUGGCUUGCAUACUGCAAAAUUUGACCGGAUGCACUAGGAUGUUCUUGUAUUUUUGACAUAAUGCAUUUGACAUACUAUGUAUUUGGGACAACCUAAGUCUUUUGCUGGCAUACUAAAUAGUGUGGUAGUAUGGGUAUUGUAAUGCAGGGGAAAAUUCAGAAAUCCGAGCCCAAACCAAAGGUAGCAUUUGAGUGCUUCAUAUAUUCACUUGAUUUGGGAUUAAUUAACUGGACAUGAACUGUGUGGUUGAACUUACCUGUGGUGGUUUUCUUGUUUUUGUGAUCUUCGAGGUGUCCGUUGACUUCCGAGAUGUCAUCUGAGAUAACUCUGAUGGUGGGAGGUUUAACAUUCUCUUUAGCUUUUGUUCACACUCAGAAAUGUGUAUGAAAUACAAUGUGCUGGUGAAUGCAUUUCUACAUUUGAUAGAAAAUGAAAAUAUUGUUACAUCAGAUAAAAACAAAAUACUUUGUGUUGUGAACAGAAACAUCAAAGGCAGGGGAAAGAUAAAACUUACCAUUCUUGGAGAUUCUUCUGAGUGAGACAAAAGCCUUCUUGCAUGUAUCAGGUUUCCAUGCAUCCGUAAUUUUAGUCGACAGUAGUUUCCGUUUUGUCCUGUGUAGGUUUAAUAUAGUGUGAUGAAAUUAUUUGUUACCCACAUAAGGCCAAUAUCUAGUGUUUGCUGAAUUCCCACCUUUACCCAAACAGAGAAAGCAAAAGACACAUUCCAACACUCAUUUCUACUAACCUCAAACAUACUGUGUUCUUCUUUUUCCUGUUAGGACAUACAUGUAAAGUAUUUUGUUUAAUAAAGAACAGAAUUGGAUCAUGUGCAAUUCUCAAUAAAUACAACUGGGGACGUUA